Sitophilus oryzae (rice weevil) is the source of this 843-nucleotide messenger RNA. Its product is annotated as glutaredoxin-related protein 5, mitochondrial. The record is from RefSeq and is a predicted model, not a curated record. Bases 164 to 598 code for a protein of 144 amino acids. The transcript is spliced from 2 exons. Lineage: Eukaryota; Metazoa; Arthropoda; Insecta; Coleoptera; Curculionidae.
UACAAAUGUACAAAUGUACAAUUUUUAAACAGAAUCGAAAAAAAUCUAACGAAAAAAUAGAGGUUAUGUAGUCAAAAUAUAAACAUCAAAAGCUGUGAUCAAAAGCAUCUGAAAACUGAAAACGUUUCAAAAGUUCUGUUGUAAAUAUAAAUUAUUUAAAAUCAUGAAUGUUUUAACAAGAAAAAACCCCAUUUUUACUUGCGCCAAAAAUAUAAUUCGUUUUAAUAGUACUAAAUCGCAAGAGGUCAUAAAAAAAUUGGUGAAAAAUAAUAAGGUAGUUGUAUUUAUGAAAGGUGUACCUGAACAGCCCCAAUGUGGAUUUAGUAACGCUGUAGUCCAAAUAUUAAGAAUGCACGGUGUUAAUUAUGAUGCACAUAAUGUGCUACAAGAUGAAUCCCUUAGACAAGGAAUCAAGGAAUAUUCAAAUUGGCCAACAAUUCCUCAAAUUUUUAUAAAUGGAGAAUUUAUAGGAGGUUGUGAUAUAAUGCUGCAACUGCAUCAGUCAGGUGAUCUUAUUGAAGAAUUAGAAAAAGUUGGUAUUCGUAGCACUUUGUUAGACAAAAAGGAUGAAAAUAAUCCAAAGGAGUCACAAAAGUAGCGUUUUAUAUAUCAAAUAUGUGAAUAAAGUUAACUGUGUUUUGUUAUUGUAAUAGGAUAGUUCAAUAUAGUUUUACAUAACCCAGUAUCGGGAACCCUAAUACUAACAGAGUAGGUAAUCAUUAGGUAAUAUCCCUGUUUAAAAUUCAUAUACAAGGGUAAUAUAGUAAUAUAGAUGCUGUUGAUAUUUAGAAAUGUAAAUAAAGUUGUAUUAUAUCUAUAAACUAUAAUAAAAAUUGGGUUACC